This is a messenger RNA of Liolophura sinensis, 4223 nucleotides long. Its product is annotated as coiled-coil domain-containing protein 63-like. Gene Ontology annotation, biological process: cilium movement; outer dynein arm assembly. Gene Ontology annotation, cellular component: axoneme. The coding region runs from base 139 to 1827 and encodes 562 amino acids. The record is from RefSeq and is a predicted model, not a curated record. NCBI's taxonomy places the organism in Eukaryota, Metazoa, Mollusca, Polyplacophora, Chitonida, Chitonidae. The transcript has 11 exons.
GUCUCAAACAUCGUCAGACCGCAGGCCAAAUAAGAGAGCAAGGUGCGUUCUUUUACAAGAAGAAAGUGGCGAAGCAGUUGAAGAUAGGGAGUUACACAAAUUAAUUGUUUUUCGGCACAAAUUACACAUUCCUAGACAAUGCCCCGCCCACGUUCACCAGGUGCUCGCUCAGAUGUGAGUGAUGGCGAUAUGGAGGGCCUGGCUGAGGCUGAGUUGGUCAAGCUGCAAAGACAGUACAGAAUAAUGGAGGGUGACAGGUCUGCUUAUUGUGAAGAGUCACAGAAUGUCAUCCGCAAACAAAAGGCGGAAAUGCUUCAACUUGAAAGUGAAAAGAAGGAGUUGUUAAAGGAAUUGCGAUUGGCUGAGAGCAGAACCAACCAGGUGCAUGAUGAGGAGCACAUUGAAAUCUUAACAGGAUUGUCAGAAGUGAAAGAUGAGAAAGAUAAUGAGAUUGAGGAGGAAAAGAGGGCAAUGGCAGACUUGGAUGUGCAGAUAAAGGAAUGGGAAAAGAAGGUUAGACAGCAGCAUAAGAAAAUGGGUGGAGUUCACAUGAGCACUGGUCAUACAGUGCAGACUCAGAAAACGAUAAACACCUUAGAGAAUCGACUUGAUCAGGGAUUAAGGAAAUUCAAUGGCCUGCUGACAGAAAACAAGAAGUUGCGGGAGGAAAUUGAGAACCUCAGGGUAGAGCGAGCCCGAUUUGAUCAGAUCAAUCGUCGCCUUGAUUCGGAGCUUAUUCGACUGAGACGAGAGAUCGGAGAAGUGAUUGAGAACUCCACGCAGGCAUAUGAUGCAAGAGAUGAGGCUCAGGCCAAGAUGAUCUUACUGAAGGAGAAGGCUGACAAAGACUUACAACAACACAAUGCUGAGAUGAAGGAGCUGGUCAGGGUAAUCGACCACGAUCGUAAACUGAAGGAGUUCAUGGGGGUGAAAGGUCAGGAGAGACAGGAAGACCCACAGCUGGUGGCCUGGAGGCAGAAACGAGAGACCCUGGAAUCUGAACGUAAGAAGGCCAGCCAGACAGACUCAGUGGAAUCAUAUGAAGCUGCUUUUGAGAGGAUAAAAGAAAUGACCGGUGAAAGUGAUCUUGAUACUUUGGUGAAACAUUUCAUCGAAGUAGAGGAUCGUAACUUUGCUCUUUUCAAUUAUGUCAAUGAGCAAAAUAAUGAGCUGGAAAUUCUUCAAGACCAAAUCCAAGAUAUUUACAAUGAGAUUGACAAGUUCCGGGCACAGGGAGUAGAGAUGGAAUCUCAGAGGAAGCACAUACUGAAACAGUUGGAGGAGCGACAGGUCGUGGCUUCCAAGGAGGCUGAUGAGCAUGAACAGAAAAACAAAGAAAUCUCGAAAAUCCUGGAUCAGUUACGAGAUGGUAUCGAUUCAUUAUUUAACAAAAUUAACUGUGACCGGUCGGCAAUAGACGACAUGUUAGGAGCGGCAACAGGGGUGACAGAUGGCAACAUGAUACAGUACCUGGGUCUUAUAGAACAGAGGACUAAUGAACUGCUGGCUGUGCAGACCUAUGUCAGUACAAAGGACCUAGAGAAGUAUGAACAACCAAAGACGUUGAGUUUACUGGGAGAAGGACCUCCUCCCCCGCCACAACCUCUUCCCAUAAUGCCUCCUUCUGUUGGUGACGAGUAUGACAGCGAUGGCAGUGAUGCAGAGGCCGAUGAUGGCCGACCAUUUACAAGAACAGAGUUACAGUCCAAAGUUAUGAAAACGGUGAAAAAGAGAGAAUCUGCAGCCAAGAAAGAAGGAUUUAAGUAUGACUUGUCAAAUGCCAGAGAAAAGGCACAGAAAAAAGAAAAGAAGGAUGUUAGGAAGUGAUUUGUUGUGACUUUGAGAAUGUCGGAUCCAGAAAUGUACCAUUUUUUUGGAAUCAUGAGAGUAUCAUGUUUUAAGUGACAUUUAAUUUUCUCCAAUGAAGGAACACCCAGUGCUACUGAGCAAGUCCAUUUGUACAUCACACUGACUUUAAAAUUCAUUACUCUGUAGGAAUCAUAUUUAUAUACAAUGCCAGUGUACCAGUAUUUGGUGGCCAUGUGGUUAUCUGAGCAAUCUGUGUAUUUGUAUUGUAAGACUAUACGUGUAUAUCUGAUUGCCUUUAAGACUUAAAGUGAACAUAAAGCCUGCUGCUUUAUAUACAUAGGAAAAAGGACAUAGGACAGUUUUCACAGAAAAAUAUGUAAAAAAUUCUAGAAAGUUUUGAAAUCUGACAAGAUGAAGUUCAACUUUGGGGAUAUGGCAGUGACGGACAAUUCACACCAAGUAGCUGUGUUGAACUUGGCUAAUGACUAGCGCUGAAAACAUGUGAUAAUUGGCUGUCACGACAAAAAAGCUGUAUUAGCUGUCGAUUGUCAGUGUGGUUUCUUAUAGUGGAUAGUCAAAUAUUGAUGCAAUAAAUCGAAUUUUGCAGUUAGUUUAAGUUAAGUUUAAACUGAUGCAUUGUGGACCACAUAUUUAUGAACCAGAUGAGAACGGCUGCCUGUGUCACAAUGCGUACAUGUUUGGCAGGAGACUGCUAACUUGCCAGGAGACUGCUAACUCAGGGUGAACUGGCAAUAAAACUGCCUUUGGAGAGUCAUUGCUGGAAAAAUAUAUUGUGGCGUUGCAUUGUUUUUCCCUUAGCAAAGUCAGAUUUAUUACGAAAAUAUCUUCCCGAAACCUGCAUGAAAGUGUCUCUUAUAAAUGAGAAAGUCCUGCUAUGUUCAGUAGAUUCCCUGAUGUCGGUACAGCCAGCUAGGUCUAAUGCUUACAAACAUGCAGGUCGAAGACGUGGACGAGCAGGACUGGUAAACACGAUGCUUGUGCCCACAAAAAUCCCCAGACCGAGAGACAGGCUCUGUUUAUGUUAUCUCAUUGGCAUUGUUUAAUACCGACGGUACGGGACAGCAGCUAGGUUUUAUAACGCCACUCUAGACAGCUAUAACAUGGCACUGAUGAUCACUUGCUAUUUAUUUUGUUGACAGGAGGUGUAGAAUUUUAAAGUAUUUUUAGAACAUUUCUGGAAUACUACUUUAUUAAUCAAUUCAGCUUUAGUGGCUGACUUUAUGUUCACCAACUUUGCAUGAUACAUAUGUUUAUUAUAGUGUUUGUGUUUCCUGUUAAAGUUUUUUGUGUAGUGUUGGAAAGGAUGUAAAAAGCUAAAAUGCUAAAAAUUAUGUUAUUGGGUCAAAGUUGAUAUGGGAUUAUAGUACAGUACUUUGACAUUACAGUUUAUUACAAUUUUUACAAUUUAGGAAAGCAACUUACGCCAGCUCAAUCUUUAUAAUUUCAUUUUACGUUUAAGACACAAAGAUUUUGACUCAUCUUGUUACAAUAUGGCGUUAUGUAUCAUAUGUAAAACUGCACAGUCAAACUUAAGUAUCAGUUCAGUAUGUUACCUUAUUCACCAAAAUGAAGACAUUAAUGAUUAACUGAAGUCAACUGUUCUAUUUUGUUAGUGAUACGGAGCAAGUAGUAAUAUGCAGUUGUAUUAUGUACAGUUUCUUACUAAUCUGAUGUAGUAUAUAAGAGCAAUGUUUUAGAGUCAGUAUUCGUCAUAAAUGUGGUAAUAUUCAAGCCAAGAUUUCAUACCAGUGUUCAAUUGGAAUGAAAUUAAGUAAUUAUUUCAUUAUGCAGUUCUGUUUCACUGUGUCAUUUUUAACAUCUGAUUUAGUAUCAUUAACAGCAUCAGAGGUGUGUAUAUGUACAGUACAUGUUUUCAGUUUCUGUAUACAUACCAAAGCUUUCUACUUAAUCACAUUCUAGAUGUGACUCCUAAUUUAUGUGUACAUACCUGAAGGCAUGUCAAGCAUCCAGGAAUUGUCUUCACAGAUUACAUUUUAUUGUAAAUGUGUUCUCUUCCAGAAUUUCGAGUAAGAAAGUUCUUACAAAGUUUAAUAAGUCAAAUAGCUAGUGGCAAAUUAAAACCUUCAGUGUCAGAUGGAAAAAAGUGUUUGUAAGGUGUACCAUUGUGUAUUGCCCUUACUUACUAAGGUGGUGGUACACAAACAAAUAUUUUGAAAGUUUGCAUGUGUAUUGAAGGCGUGCGUACAUGUUUGUACUUGUUGCCAUGUACAUGUAUAUGUAUAUAUGGAUAAGACUAAAUUACUGUAGAUAAAACUGUAUAUUUUUGCAUGUAGAAUGUAUAGAAUGUUAAGAAUAUAUCAGAGAGAAUUCCAAGAGGCCCAAAGUGAAUUAAGCCAGAAAUGGCUAUGAUAAAUUGUAAAUUGGCAAUUUGA